AUGUUGGGACGCAAGAUACGUCCCAAGGCCGAGAAGGCCAAAGAAGGCCUCCGGCAGCUUUGGAAAAAGCUCCCAACCAGCUUCACCAAGAGUGAAGAGAAGGCUGCCACCACACCAUCCGGGUCCGAAGAGACCACUGAGAAUGAAGUCCCAGCAGUAUCAGUAGUAACUGAGACUGUGAUCCCCAAGACAGCAGCCGGACUUCGCAUCACAGUGACAGCUCGGUUCGAGCUUCCCGUGGACUACACUAAUAGCCACACCUACCAGACCUCGCCCGAGUUCGUGGGUUCGGACAAGAUCUGCAACGCGCUGGUCAACCGUAUCCAGCAUUGUGCCAACGAGCUCAUCACAAGACACGACCCGGAUGCGGCCCAGCCUCUCUUGAGCUCCCCCCCUCAUAUCAAGGAUGCCCGUUACCAUCUGAUCUUCCAGGUCGAGCGUGAUGGCCAGCCUUGGGGCCAGCAGUACUUCGCCUGCUUCCAGAAACAGCCCAUGGACGCCGCGGCGGCGCGUAAGGUCAUCUACGGAACCGAUAGGAUAAUUUCCCUCUUUCUCCAACGCCACGACCCUGGCUUCCACUGGGAACUUCCUCCUGUUGUGAGCGAGGAACAGAUACCUCACAAGACAUACAAGCCCGUCAUCGGAUGCGCUCAGCCACUGGACUGCAUUCCCAACUAUAGCGGGAUGCCGGGAUACACCAUUGAACUUUCCCUCAAGACCCAACACCGCGGCCACGCACGGAACUGGGCGAAGAAUAUCGAGAGUCGACAGAACUCACCGCUCACCCUGCACUCCGGAGAAAGCCUGAUGGCCAAGGUCCAGGACACGAUCCAACGCGCCUUUGAAGGCCGGGAGACGGCGUACGACGAGGCCCAUUUCGGCUGCAAUGGCCUGGAGGGGACCGGUGGCUGCCAGCAUUAUGAGGAAGACGCAUUUGGACUCGAGGUCAAGCUUCGAAACAACAUUGGACCGGAGUUUUCCCACUUCAACUUCAAGAUUCAGACAUUCCAACUUCUCUUCACCCAAGACCAGACCGUCGAUUUCGACGAGUUUGUGGAGCUGAUCGAGGGGAAUGUAGAGGAUCUCCGAGACGAAGCCGACGCCGGAAUCGGGAGUCUGGAUGACCUGAGGGUACAGAUACAGUAUCUAUCAUGCAAAGACUGGUCCAUGGAGAGAGCCUUGGCAGUAUCUCUUGAUUGCUCCAUCACAGAGUGUCGGACGACAAUCGAAGCCGUCCUGGAGCGAGUUCAAGCUGGCUUGACGAAGACACUGCAGGGUCAAGGUUUCUCGGCUGCCGUCACUGCGCACAAGCGAGGACACCUUGUCUUGGAUACCUUUAUCCCAGGCAUCGAACCGGAAACGACUGCUGCCGUUCAGAGCACCAACCAAGCCCAGACAGAAGCAGAGAACCGACUGGCAAUCCUGAAGCUGCUUCGGGAACGGAUCGGCCAAGACAUAACUGCCGUGUGCAAGGACACCUGCAGCCUCGGCGAAGUAGGGUUCAUGAUAAACCUGAAGAUAACGCCCGGUUGCGACGAGGACAACCUGUCCAAGUACUCUACCACGCCCCCCGUGUCAAUCUGCCUCUCGCAACGCAAGAUUGUGAAGAAGGCCAGGCAGGAGAACCUCCGCGUCGACUCCCCCGAGCCCUCCACCACCUCCGAGAAUGAGGCACAGCUCACCUCUCCCGAGAAUGAGGAACAGCUCAACAUAACGCAAGACUACGACUGCAUGGAAGGCAUGGUCUCGGCCAAGGGCGACGCCUCGCCCGCUUCGACACCGAGCCUGGCAGAUAUCGAUAGCGCCCAACAGACUGAUGGUGUCGCUACCCCGUCGUCCGCCCGCAAGCCGUCUGCUACAGAUCAAUGGGGGACGAACCCCAAAGGCGCGCGAGGAAGGACCUUUUCAAAGUCCACGCGCGGAUCGAGCAUGUCAGAUACUUACACCGAGGAACCUUCUGUCAUCCACCAUUCCGCACACCUCGGUGAUGCAACCCUCCGACUCAUCGAAAACCUAGACGAAGAAGAGACAGAUGUACCCUCGACAGAUGUCCCCUCGACAGAUGUCCCCUCGACAGAUGUCCCCUCGACAGAUGUCCCCUCGACAGUUGUCCCCUCGACAUAUGAGAUUCCACGAGAAGUUAGCUCCACAUCAGACGAUUCUGCCACCAAAGUCCUCAUUCCUGAAGAACAGAAGCUCGAGAUCGUGCUGCAAGAGGAGAUAUACACACGUCCUAAGUCGCCAGAGGAAACAGCGGUGCAAGAGAGCUCCGAAGAGCAGCUCGAUAUCGUACUGCAAGAGGAGAUCUACGAACGUCCUAAGUCGCCAGAGGAAACAGCGGUGCAAGAGAGCUCCGAAGAGCAGCUCGAUAUCGUACUGCAAGAGGAGAUCUACGAACGUCCCAAGUCGCCAGAGGAAACGUUGGUGCAAGAGAGUGCCAAAGAGCAGCUCGAGAUCGUGCUGCAAGAGGAGAUCUACGAACGUCCCAAAUCGCCAGAGGAAACAACGGUGCAAGAUAGUGCCGAAAAGCAGCAGCCCGAUAUACCCGUGCAUGAGACGCAAGAGCAUGAGACGCAACAGCUUGAGACGCAACGGCUUGAGACGCAACAGCUUGAGAUGCAAGAGCAUGGGACGCAACAGCUUGAGAUGCAAGAGCAUGGGACGCAACAGCUUGGGACGCAACAGCUUGAGACGCAACAGAUUGAGAUGCAACAGCUUGAGACGCAACAGUGUGAGACGCAAGAGCUUGAGACGCAACAACUUGAGACGCAAGAGCAUGAGACUCAAGAGCAUGAGAUGCAUGAGACUCAAGAGCACGAGACUCGAGAGCAUGAGAUGCAUGAGACGCAAGAGCUUGAGAUGCUAGAAGGCCAAACGGCAGUAUCAGUCACUCCCGACUGCAGCAGCGUCAGCUCAGAUGGCCCUUAUACCACGGAUGCACCAACCCAAGUCACAACAAUAACAACCAUAACCCCAGUUGUCCCGAGAAAGUCAAGCAAACGACACGGCGACCCCAACACCGACCGGGAGUCAUUCCGCCUCUCUCAAGAUUUCGGAAACCAGCUCCGCAUCUUCAGCUUGUCGGGUACCCUGGGUGGUCUCCCCCCAGCGUGCACUAAGAUUCACGCGGAGGGACACAUCCCCCGCAGCCAGGUGUCCUCAAUCUUUAUACCGAGCGUAUCAGAAUGA
Messenger RNA from Clonostachys solani, 3189 nucleotides. Lineage: Eukaryota; Fungi; Ascomycota; Sordariomycetes; Hypocreales; Bionectriaceae. The record is from the annotation of a GenBank genome assembly.